AUGGCAGAUCAGCGCGCUCUCCCCGCAUCCCUCUCCCCGCGUCCCUCUCCCCUGCUCGUCCCCACCCCUCCGCCUGCCCCUUCUCCCCUCCUCCGCCCUCCUGCUCCACUCGCUGCUCCCCCUCGGCUCGUUCUGCCAAACCCAAGCCACGAGCACCCGCAUUCUCACCCCCCCCUUCCCCUCUCCGCACAUCCCCUCCACACUCCGCCUCCUCUUCCCCCUCCGCGCAGUCGCCCUUCACUGCUGUCCCCCUCGGCGCUCCCCCUACCACUGGCACUCAAACCGGUUUCUGCGGGCUCUCGAGGAGGCGGCGAUAGAGGCGCGCGGUCAGCGGGAGUAGCGCUGGUGGUAGGGACGGCGGUGGCGGUGGUGGAGGCGGUGGCAGCAGUCCGCGCGGCCGCCCUUACACUGCCUUUUCGCGCCGCCGCCGCUUUGGCUGCUGCCGCUCUGGCCUGUGAUGCUCAGAGCGACGAUGCUGCUUCCGCCGCUGCAGCCGCCGGGAUCCCCCCAUGCGCGCCCUCAUCCGUCAUUGGCCUCCUUGCGCCUCUGCUGUCGUGGUUUUACGCCAUCGCGAAUUGCUUCUUCUUGCUCUCGUCGUCUACUGUCGUUCUGUCUGUCGAUGUUUCGUCGCCGUCCGUCGGUGUCUCGUCGCCCUGCCUAUCGCUUUGA
This is a messenger RNA of Closterium sp. Naga37s-1, 669 nucleotides long. NCBI's taxonomy places the organism in Eukaryota, Viridiplantae, Streptophyta, Zygnematophyceae, Desmidiales, Closteriaceae. The record is from the annotation of a GenBank genome assembly.